GGGGACACCGGGAACGCCGGGCCAUGACGACGCUGACGCACCGGGCACGCCGGGGGGAGCCGGGCAGGGGCUCGGACAGGAGGCGCCGGGAGGAGGACGGAGCCGCGGACAGAGAGCCUGAGGAGGAGCCCGACGACUCCAAGGACAUCCGGCUCACCCUCAUGGAGGAGGUGCUGCUGCUGGGGCUCAAGGACAAGGAGGGCUACACGUCCUUCUGGAAUGACUGCAUCUCCUCGGGGCUGCGCGCCGGGAUCCUCAUCGAGCUCGCCCUGCGCGGCCGCAUCCGCCUGGAGCCGCUGGCCCUGCGCAGGAAACGGCUCCUGGACAGGAAGGUGCUGCUCCAGUCGGACACUCCCACCGGGGACGUUCUGCUGGACGAGACCCUCCGGCACAUCAAGGCCACCGAGAGCCCCGAGACCGUCCCCACCUGGAUCGAGCUGCUCACGGGUGAGACGUGGAACCCGUUCAAGCUGCAGUUCCAGCUGCGGAACGUGCGGGAGCGCCUGGCCAAGGCUCUGGUGGAGAAGGGGAUCCUGAGCACGGCCAAGCAGAACUUCCUGCUCUUCGACCUGACCACGCACCCGGUGCUGGACGGCGCCGAGAAGCUGCGGCUGCAGCGGCGCCUGCGGGAGAGCGUCCUGGAGCGCUGGGCCCGCGAUCCCCGGCGCCUGGAGCCGCGCACCCUGGCCCUGCUGGUGCUGGCCCACUCCUCGGACGUGCUGGAGGCCGUGUUCGGGGGGCUGGCCCAGGACAGGUACGAGCUGGCCAUGGCCAGGGCCCGCGGCCUGCUCGACCUCGACCCCGAGCUGGAGGCGGCCAAGGCCCGCGGCGGCUCCGAGAUGAUCUGGGCCGUGCUGGCGGCCUUCAACAAGGGCUGA
Pseudopipra pipra is the source of this 878-nucleotide messenger RNA. RefSeq names its product Golgi phosphoprotein 3-like. The record is from RefSeq and is a predicted model, not a curated record. Gene Ontology annotation, molecular function: phosphatidylinositol-4-phosphate binding. Gene Ontology annotation, biological process: retrograde vesicle-mediated transport, Golgi to endoplasmic reticulum; Golgi vesicle budding; Golgi organization. NCBI's taxonomy places the organism in Eukaryota, Metazoa, Chordata, Aves, Passeriformes, Pipridae. Gene Ontology annotation, cellular component: cytosol; Golgi cisterna; trans-Golgi network.